UGGCAGAGUGGGAUCCUGGGCUUUGGGCCCCAAAUCUUGUGCUCAGAAAUGCUCGCUUCCUCACAACAGAGAAGUGAGACCCGGGCCCUUCCUCUCACGAGAGCACUUCUGCCUUCCCUGACCCUUGGAUCCUCUGAGCUAAGUGUCUCUCGGUCUGGCCCAGCCCUCCCAGCAGUUCUACAAUCUGGAAGCACUGCGGCCCUCAGUCCCUGCUUCCAGACCCUCCUGGUACAGGGCGCGGUGUACCCUGCCGGUGCUACGUGGUGCUGAGAUGGGCGGACGUUUGCUGCUGCCCGGUCUGCUCCUGCUCCCUCCUCUGAUCUCAGGCUGGACCAUCCCCAACUGCUUAGUGGCCGAAGGCUCCAGGCUGCACCUGGUCUCCCGUUUCUUCCUCUGCGGCUUGGACUCCAGGCUGCCCCUCCUUGUGGUGUGCUCCGGGGUGACCAACGUGACAAAGGCCUUGGAGGCUGUGCCACAGGGUGUGGAGGGGCUCUGUCUCCGUGGUUCCCCUCCGGUUCUGCCCGCGGACGCCUUCUCCCGCUUCCCUGGCCUCAAGGCCCUGGGGCUGACCCUGUCUCUCACACAGAUCCUGCCCGGAGCCUUCCGGGGCCUGGGACAGCUGCAGCGGCUGUCUUUCAUACACCUCCCCGUGAAGGACCUCUUCCUACCCCCUGAUGCCUUUGGCAACCUGAGCUCCCUCCAGUACUUAGCUUUCUCGGGCGUUUGCCUGGAUGGGAACUCGGGUGUCCGGUUGCCUCCCAACCUACGGCGGCUGUCGGUCACUUUGAGUUGCCUUGAGGAUGUGGGGCAGCUGGCCGACAUCUUCCCAGACCUGGUGCUUGGCUCCUCCUCCGGCGAUGCCUGGACUCUGGAGACGCUGGACUUGAGGUCAAACAGUCGGCUGAAGAUGGCCAGUCCUGGGGGCCUCCAGGGCCUCAAGCUGGGGACUCUGAAUCUGGACCACACGAAGAUGAAGGCAGCUGCAGUGAUGGGACUGGGGCUGCGGAGGCUGGACGCCCUGUCUGUGACAUACACCGACACGGCCGAGCUGCCCGCCGGGACAGUUGCCCACUUCGAGCUGCAAGAGCUGAAUCUGGGGCGGAUGCGGAUAGAGCACAUAGCUCCGGAGGCCCUGGCUUCCUGCGAGAGCCUGAAGAGCUUGAGUCUUAAGGGAAGUGGGCUAAUGGACCUGCCACCAGGUUUCCUGGCUGCCCUGCCCAGGCUUCAGAGACUGAACCUAUCAGGCAACAAGCUACGCAGCGCCGUGCUGUGCCCGAAUGAGACGGGAGCCGUGCCAGGGCUGCGGGCCCUGGGCCUGUCCAGCAAUGAGCUGCGUAGCCUGGCCCCUCACACCUUCUCCUGUCUGUCCCACUUGCGGGAGCUGCUACUGCAGAUGAACCAGCUGGUUUGGCUGGAGGGCCAGGUAUUCCAGGGCUUAGGGAGGCUGGAGGUGUUGGACUUGAGUAACAAUCCACUGGAGGCCCUGGGCAGGGGCUGGUUGGCUCCUCUGCCUGCGCUCACCACCCUCAACCUGCUGAAGACCCACAUCGUGCUGAGCCCAGCCUGGGACUUCUGGGGCCUGGAGAGUCUGCGUGACCUGAGACUGCCGCUCCGCUCUGGCCCUUCUGGGACAGCGCUGUCCCUGCCCACGAGGCUGACCAGCUUGGAGCUUCACGCGGUGCCAGGCGGGGAGCUUUGGGAGCUGGCUUCUCCUGUCUUUCCAGCCUUACAGAACUUGACUCUAAAUGGUUGGGGGCUACAGCUGGGGACCCAGAAGGUCCCCAAGAUCUUCCCUGCCCUUCGCCAACUCUCCCUGUUUGGCAGUAGCUUGGAGGGCCUCUGUUCCCCCGACAACCCCAGCGUCUUCCUCUGGCAGCUCCCCAGGCUCCAGUAUCUGAGGGUAGAGGGGGAUGGGCGCGGCCCCAGGCCCUGCUGCAUCACCGGGCUGCCCAGUCUACAGGAGCUGACGCUGAAGAGACUGCUGUCCCGAGCGCAGCCCCGCCGCGUGCAGCUGGAGGAGCUGGUGGGGGACCUGCCCAGGCUCCAGGUACUGCAUGUGGCCCAAACGGGGCUGGAGACACUGUCCGCGGUUGCUUUCCAGGGCCUGGGGAGUCUCCAGGUCUUGGUGCUAGACUGGGAGGCAGGCCUCGUGCUGGAUGGCAGCCUCCAGGAGCACAGUCCCCAGAUGCCACAGUACGUGUAUGUUCUGGGUUCGUCCUUGGCCUGCCAGUGUGCCAAUGCCUGGGCGGAGCCCUGGCUGGAGCGGUCCCCCAGAACAUAUGUGCACAUAGCGUCAGUCCAGCUGUGCCAGCCAGAGGCCGGGGUCCACCCCAAGCAACCCCUCUUCCCCUUUCUCUGGAGUCACUGCCCCAGGACUCUAGAGUUGGGACUCUUUUUGGGCAGCUCUGCCCUGCUGCUUCUGCUGAUCUCGCUGCCCCUCCUGCAAGAAGCCAGGAACUCCUGGCUCCUCUAUCUGCAGGCCUUAUUCAGGGCUUGGCUUCAGGAUCUGAGGGGGCCGAAGGGUGAGGGCAAGAGGUUCCUCUAUGACGUCUUUGUGUCCCACUGUAGGCAAGACCAGGCCUGGGUGGUGCAGGAGCUAAUGCCCGCCUUGGAGGGCCGCCGGGGACUCCGCCUCUGCCUCCCUGAGCGGGAUUUCGAGCCAGGCAAGGACGUGGCUGAUAACGUGGUGGAGAGCAUGGCCAGCAGCCAGGUCACGCUCUGCGUGCUGAGUGGCCAGGCUCUGCAUACCCCCCGCUGCCGCCUGGAGCUCCGCCUGGCCACCUCCCUCCUGCUGGCCGCCCCCCGCCCCCCGCUGCUGCUGCUGGUCUUCCUGGAGCGCGUCUCCCGCCACCAGCUCCCCCGCUACCAUAGACUGGCCCGGCUGCUCCGCAGGGGAGACUACUGCGUGUGGCCCAAGGAAGAGGAGAGCAAGGGCGACUUCUGGGCGUGGUUGGGGAGCAGGCUGGAGCAAGCCAGGCUGGGCUAGAGUGAGUGCAUGUGGGUCGGAGGGUGGGAUAGGAAGGAAAGCCAUCCUGGCAGGGAGAGCGUGGGUCUGUGUCGGUGAGCGAGACUGAAUGGAGCUUCUGGGAGGCGGGCGCUGUGUAUAGGGAGGAUCGACGGAUGGCGAUGGGAACACAGGGCUUUGGAAGGCUCUGGAGGGGCGGCAGGUAGCCAUGAGGUAUGUGAUGUGACCUCAAGAGGUCCAGAUCCUCAGCAAACUUACUAAAUGCAUGAAAUGAAUGGCUUAAUUGGUCUUUUCGUUUUUUGAUGGAAACUCACAUGAGAAAGAGGGUGCAGGGGGUGGGGUCACGGAAACUGUAGCCUGAAGGAAAUAAAGGGGGGAUUCAGGGAGAGUAUGGGAAAGAAAGGAAGGGUCAGAGGACUCCUAAGCUCUGGAAUGGGGUCCAGGCCAAGUUCAACCAGCUCUUCAAGGGGCAGAGCAGCCCCUUCCGCCAUCUGGGUUCUAGGGGAACUGGCAGCCGAGGACCAAAAAGCUGGGAUGCUGCCCAGGAGGCAGCAGGCUGAUUGUCUAUUCCCUCCAUGCGGACAUGAAGGCAUGGUCAUAUCUGUCACCUUGUCUGAACCUCAUAGCAGCACUGGGAGGGGAGCCCACCUCCUUGGCACUCGUGCUGCAGCCGUGCUAAUCUGCUUGCAGCUCCCAGGACACCGUGACCUCCUGCCUCUGGGCCUUUGCAUGUGCUAUUCCUGCCUCCCAAUUUAUUUCUUCUGGGGAACUGCUGUGCAUCCUUUGAGGCUCAAUUCAGCCAUCGCUUUCUCCAAAAGCCAUUCCUGACCUCCCAGCCUCUGGGUUCCCACAACUUCCUGCACUUCCCUUCCUCAAAGUACUGACCACACUGUACCAGCCCUCACAGGUCUGGGAGUCCCCAGAGCAGUGGUCUCCAAGGGGGGAUGGUGGUGCACAAGAUGAGCCACUGGGGCUGAGGAAGGAACUUUUAAAACUUCUAUUGGUAUUUUUUCAUAUAUCACUUUAUUCUGAAGCUAGUCUGCCUGCUUUUUAGUCUCAUGGCUUUGUUAUGCUACUGAACCUCUGCACCUCAGUGUCCUCUUCUGUAGUAUGGGAUAGUAUUACACCUUCCCUCAAAGGGCUUUCCGAGGAUUAAGUGAGUUCAUAUGUAUAAAGCACGGAAAGCAGGACCUAAUAAUGCAUUGUAAGUGUUCAAUAAAAGUUAGCUUG
This is a messenger RNA of Myotis daubentonii (Daubenton's bat), 4195 nucleotides long. RefSeq names its product toll-like receptor 12. NCBI's taxonomy places the organism in Eukaryota, Metazoa, Chordata, Mammalia, Chiroptera, Vespertilionidae. The record is from RefSeq and is a predicted model, not a curated record. Gene Ontology annotation, biological process: inflammatory response; toll-like receptor signaling pathway. Gene Ontology annotation, cellular component: plasma membrane. Gene Ontology annotation, molecular function: signaling receptor activity; protein binding.